Molecule: messenger RNA, 3684 nt
Organism: Sitodiplosis mosellana (orange wheat blossom midge)
Lineage: Eukaryota; Metazoa; Arthropoda; Insecta; Diptera; Cecidomyiidae
Gene: TM9SF2
Product: transmembrane 9 superfamily member 2
Exons: 7
Coding region: 329-2317 (662 amino acids)
Biological process (GO): protein localization to membrane
Cellular component (GO): membrane
Source: RefSeq, a predicted model, not a curated record
UGUCAACACCAUUCGCUAGCUUCUUCUUAUUCUGAUUCUAUAUUUGACUUCAUUUAACCACAUCUACAUUUAUUGCAUUCGACGAUACAAUCAGUCGGUGUGUCACUGUUGGAAACUAGUUCAGUUUGUGUGAAAUUCAAGUGAACGAAGAAGAAGCGAAAGAAAAAACUAACCAGAAAUAAUUUAUUUGUUUCAUUUCUCGUGUCGACAUAUUUUUGUGCAAAAAAUCCAUAUGACACAUCAAAUGAGAAUACACAUCGUUGAUAUGAAAUAAAUACACAGCAAUCUAUGACUUGAACGACGAAAAGGAAUCACUACGAAAAACAAAAUGUUUUUGCACAAACGAUUGAAUAGUGUUAAUCAUUGGUGGUUUUUGAUAUGUUUGAAUGUGUGCUAUGGAUUUUAUCUACCCGGUUUGGCACCAGUCAACUAUUGUAGAGAAUCGGAAGCGUCAUCACAAUGUAAAUCAGACGUCACGCUAUAUGUGAAUCGAUUGAAUACAGAAGAGUCGGUGAUACCGUACGAAUAUCAUCAUUUCGAUUUCUGUCACAUCGAUGAAGAAAAUUCACCGGUGGAAAACUUGGGCCAAGUGGUAUUUGGCGAACGUAUUCGACCUGGCCCGUACAAAAUUGAAUUUUUGAAGGAUAUCAAUUGUCAAAAGGUAUGCACAAAAACAUAUCCAAAAGGCGAUUCAGAGGCUGAGAAACGACUGGAUACGUUGCGAAAGGGUAUGAGCUUGAAUUAUCAACAUCAUUGGAUCGUCGAUAAUAUGCCAGUAACAUGGUGUUAUCCAUUGGAAAAUAAGAAAAAGUACUGCAGCAUUGGUUUCCCCAUGGGUUGCUUCUUCCGUCUUCACUCCGAAAGUUAUGAAGGAUGCCCAAUCAGCAAUAAAUACAACAAACCAGGAUCCUACUAUCCAUUCAAUCACGUAAGCCUAACGAUUACAUACCACAGUGGCUUAUCUGAAGAUUGGGGUGGUAGUUUCGGUGCAAAUGGUGGUCGAAUCAUUUCCGUGAAAGUCGAUCCAGCCUCAAUCAACCAUGUGAAUCCAGACAAGCCUGACUGUAGCAACCUUGCUGAACCAUUAGCCAUUCCAUCCAAAUCUGAAAAGCAGAACGUUAACAUCACCUACACAUACUCCGUGAAAUUUGUUCAAGACAACUCUGUCAAGUGGUCAUCACGUUGGGAUUAUAUUCUCGAAUCAAUGCCACACACAAGCAUCCAAUGGUUCAGUAUUCUAAAUUCGUUAGUCAUCGUGCUGUUCCUGUCCGGAAUGGUGGCUAUGAUAAUGCUACGAACAUUGCACAAAGACAUUGCCCGAUAUAAUCAAAUGGAUUGCGGCGAAGAUGCACAAGAAGAAUUCGGAUGGAAAUUGGUUCACGGUGAUGUGUUCCGUCCACCUCGCAAAGGAAUGUUGCUGUCAGUGUUCUUGGGAUCGGGUGCUCAAGUGUUUUGCAUGACAUUGGUCACAUUGGCUUUUGCAUGCCUUGGAUUUUUGUCGCCAGCCAAUCGCGGCGCUCUGAUGACAUGUGCAAUGGUUCUGUUCGUUCUGUUGGGAACGCCAGCUGGUUAUAUAUCGGCACGGAUUUACAAGAGCUUCGGUGGUAUUAAAUGGAAGAGCAAUGUUCUAUUGACUUCAACUGUAUGCCCAGGGGUGGUGUUUGGACUAUUCUUCGUCAUGAAUUUGGUGCUUUGGAGCAAGGGUAGUUCGGGAGCAGUUCCAUUCAGUACACUUGUAGCAUUGCUGGCUUUAUGGUUCUGUGUAUCUGUGCCAUUGACAUUUGUUGGUGCCUACCUUGGGUUCCGAAAACGGCCAUUGGAACAUCCCGUGCGAACAAAUCAGAUUCCACGUCAAAUUCCCGACCAAUCGAUCUACACACAACCAAUACCCGGUAUCAUAAUGGGCGGUGUCUUACCGUUUGGAUGCAUUUUCAUCCAAUUGUUCUUCAUUUUGAACUCGCUGUGGUCCAGCCAAAUGUAUUACAUGUUCGGUUUCUUGUUUUUGGUCUUUUGGAUUCUGGUGAUCACCUGUUCCGAGACAACGAUUCUCUUGUGCUAUUUCCAUCUAUGCGCCGAAGACUAUCACUGGUGGUGGCGAUCAUUCUUAACAUCUGGCUGUACAGCAUUCUACCUGUUCAUUUAUUGUUGCCAUUACUUUGCAACCAAACUAUCGAUCGAAGAUACCGCAUCAACAUUUUUAUACUUUGGAUAUACUCUGAUCAUGGUAUUUUUGUUUUUCCUAAUGACCGGUUCAAUAGGUUUUCUGGCCUGUUUCUGGUUCAUUCGGAAAAUCUACAGUGUCGUCAAAGUGGACUAAGUAAAUAAUCAUCGUUUUUAUUCUCUCGUUUGUUGCAAUUUCGAGCAACAAUCAAACGCAUAAUUUCAUUGGCACGAAUAAGAAACGAAAAUAAAUGAAAACUGUAUUUGUAAUGCAAACUAUACUAAAUGAUAUGAGUGCUGAGUGUAGAAGAAACAUUCUCGCUACUUUCCAUAAAUCCAUGUUCAAACAAUCAAAACUGGGUGUUCGAAUGUUAAUCACUUUGAAUUUCUGUGAAUAUAAAGAAAAAGAAAACCGGCCGAUUUCUAAGAAGAAGAAAAAAAACGAAUCAUGAGUUGAAGAUUUCAUUUUAAAAACUUUAAUCUGUAUUAAUUUCAAAGCAUAAAUAAGACAUAAUGGACGUUGUCGCGCACGCACUGCAAGCAAACAAAUAACAAGUAAACGCGGCUAUUGUUUUUUUCAGAGUUUGAUUAUUUUCCUUGUUUUUAUGUGUGAAUCAGUAAUAAUAAUCGAUGAACACUCGUAUUGAUUGAAGAUCCAUGCAGGCGUUGAGCUGCAAUGUGAACCGCAUUACAUACAAUGAGUCGACUAACGCAACGUUUUCAACGAAUGAGUUGAGAAAAAGGAUUAACAGUUUCAUUUGUGCCAGAUAAUGUACAUUUAAUUUACACACAUACCAUGCCACAUUUACCACAUACUUAUAUUCUUAUCUCACGAAUUUUUUUCAAUCGAAACACACAUGAAGCGCGCAUAUAGAUUGAGAUAAUCAUCAGAAAUUUGCCCAAAAGAGACAAACAAACGAUAUGAAAGUAUGAAAUACGUUUGUUUAUUGGGUAUUGGUUCCUCACAAAAUAAGGCUUCAUAGUUGAGCACACAAGAAGUUCAGCAGAAGCACUACAUUUGCAUAGCGAAUGUGUGUGGUUCAUACUAAUUCUGCGUAUCAAACGAUUCUCUAUGUGUAGUUGUAUGCUCAACUAUGCAGCUUUAUUUUGUAUGUACACUGCUGAACAAACCAUAGCGCAAAUGUGAAUAAGUCUAAGUCAACAACAGAAUUUGAACUAUGACCUGUCAUUCGAUUGCACACUUGCACUUUCACUGCGCGACAACCUCUGCUAACAAACAAUAUGUCUACAAAGCGUAUCUUCUUCAAUUUUCAUUUGUUUUGAAAUAGCGUGAGAAAAACUUUUCUAAAAAAUGCAUACAAGGGAUUGAGAUGAAAACAGUCUUUUUUUUCAAUUCAUGAAUUCGAAUUGAAAUAAACUAUAGUGAUAAACAUCAUAGCAUUAGUCUUGAACAUUGUACUGUUUAACUAAACCUCUUAAUAAAUAAAAUUAAUCUAUGUGGUAUUGAUUAUUAUGUAAUAUAAAUUAAAUAAAGAGGAAAAAUCAAUGAACUAUUAUACUGGA